Messenger RNA from Pneumocystis jirovecii RU7, 2628 nucleotides. RefSeq lists its product as uncharacterized. Gene Ontology annotation, molecular function: phosphatidylinositol-4,5-bisphosphate 5-phosphatase activity. The coding region runs from base 1 to 2628 and encodes 875 amino acids. NCBI's taxonomy places the organism in Eukaryota, Fungi, Ascomycota, Pneumocystomycetes, Pneumocystales, Pneumocystaceae. The transcript has 13 exons. Gene Ontology annotation, biological process: signal transduction; phosphatidylinositol dephosphorylation. The record is from RefSeq and is a predicted model, not a curated record.
AUGAGGUUAGGAAAACAGACUCCUAGAGAUAUUAUUUCAGUGUUUUUGCGACCAACAGAAGAGCUUUCAUCAUUUUUUGAAGUGGAUGCGUUUAUUAAAGAAAAAAACUGUUUAAUUAAGCAAUUAUAUGUAGCUGUGAUCAAGCAUGGAAGAGAUAACUUUAAUAAUUACAAAGAAUCGGCGUUGUUCUUAAUUUGUUUUAAAAAGUCGAUAUUUAUAUUAAAAGUUAUAAAGAUUAUGAAAGACUUGGAAGUAAAAAUUGAGCAAAAAAAUGAAAAAAAUAAGGGAUUUUCAGUUAAAGUAAGGCUGAACGAUGAUACUGUUUCUUUUGUAUUUUCAAAAUUGAUUUUUUUGCAUGAAUUUAUGAGAAAUAUUCGUCAACAUAAAGAAAUGUUGGAUAUGAAAAAGUCAUAUUUUGUAAAUCAGAAUUAUGCUUGGCUUUCAUUUUAUAAAACUUGUUUAUCAUAUGAUGAGAUUUUGUCUCAGUAUGGUGAUAAUUUUUUUGAGUCAUUGAACAGUAAGUAUAUCUUUGAUGAUUCUUCAUUGACUGAAUCUGAUAUACCUUAUUUUUCAGAAAAAAUUCAUUCGUAUAUUCAUAAGACAAAUGAGUAUAUAGGUCGCUUAAAUACUGGUAUGGAUGAUUGGAUGAAACAAAAACUUGGCAUGCAUAAAUCUCUUUUUAUUGAGUCUCGAAAUUUAAGAGUAAAAGUUUGUAGUUGGAAUGUCAAUGGAAAAGAGCCUACAGAAGAUAUUUCUGAGUGGUUGUUAUAUAAAAGUGAUGAUAAUCGUGUAGAUUUAUAUGUGAUAGGUCUUCAAGAAGCUGAUCUUAGAACUGAAGCGUAUUUACGCAAUGGUAUUAAAGAACAGAUUUGGAAUUAUACUAUUUUAUCUGUGUUAGGUGAUCAUUAUGAAAAGGUUGUUUCCAAACAACUUGUAGGGAUUUUACUUUUGAUAUACGCUCAUAAAGCUAUUUCUCCGUCAUUGACUUCAAUAACUGCAUCUUUUAUUGGUUGUGGAGUAAUGGGAAUAAUUGGAAAUAAAGGUGCAGUAGCUGUUCGUCUGAUGAUUUGGGAUACUGUCUUUUGUUUUGUUAAUUCUCAUUUGGCUGCAAUGAUAUCUCAAGUUGGACGUAGAAAUCAGAAUUUUCAUGAAAUUUGUCGGAGGUUAUAUUUUUAUGAAGAUCAGUCUCUUAAGAAUAAAACAUCGAAAUCUCUUUUUGACUGUGAUCAUCUUAUUUGGUGUGGCGAUUUGAAUUAUCGUAUUGAGAUGUCUAUUUUUGACGUAAAGGAGCUUUCUAAAAAGAAAGAGUUUGAUCUGUUACUUGAAUUUGAUCAACUUAAUGUUCAAAAGCGUUUGAAUCGCUGUUUUGAAAAUUUUAUUGAAGCAGAAAUUAACUUUCCUCCGACUUUUAAAUAUAAAGCAGGAACUAGUGAAUUUGAUUCAAGUGAAAAAAAGCGUGUUCCAUCUUGGACAGAUCGUAUAUUAUGGAAAAGCAAAGGGAUUGCAGUUAAGAAUUACAGGUCUUAUAUGAAUAAUGUUAUGAGUGAUCAUAAACCUAUUAGUUUAGAGUUAGAUGCUAAGAUUGAAAUAUUGCUUGUGAAUGAUUACUUAAAAUUGAGAGAUUCGCUAAUAAAAGAGUAUAAAAGUUCUGAGAAUAAAAUGAUACCAAUGAUUAAUGUAUCGGUUAAUCAUUUUGAUUUUGAAAAUGUUUCUUAUCUUCAGCCUAAAACAAAGGUUUUUAGGAUUGAUAAUAUUGGUCAAGUAACUGUAGAUUUUGAGUUUAUUCCAAGGAAAAAAGAUAUGUAUAUUUGUAAGCCAUGGAUAUGGCCAUGUCCAUUUUCUGGUUCAAUUGAUCCUGGUGACUAUCAGUAUAUUAAUUUAGCUGUAUAUGUAGACAAUACAACUGUUUCAAAACUUAAUUCUGGAGAAGAUUCUUUGGAUGAUAUUUUGAUUCUUCAUUUGAAAAAUGGGGGAGAUUUUUUUAUAUCAAUUGAAGGCAUAUUUCUUCCAACACGUUUUGGAAUGAGUUUGGAACAACUUUCAAGAUCAGAUUCUAAAAUUUUAUCUGAUACGAAUGAAUCGGUGGACUAUCUUUGGAGUAUUCCAAAAGAAAUAAUGAGAAUGACAGAAUAUCUUAUAAGUGAAGGAAAAAACAUUGACAAUUUGUUUUUUGUUCCUGGUUCUGCUUCAAUUAUGAUUCAUAUUAGGGAAGCGCUUGAUACAGGAAAUGAAUUUGACUUAACCAUUCUUGAGAACAAUGAAUCAAAUGAUAAUAUUGGUCUUUUUUCUAUGGCUGAAACAUUGCUAAUGUUUUUGGACUCUCUUCCAGACUCUGUGAUUCCAUCUUCUUUUUACUAUCGAUGUUUAGAUGCAUCUAUUUCUAAAGAAGAUUCAAUAAUUAUACUUGAUGCUUUACCGAGCUUUAAUGCAAAUUUAUUUAUAUAUCUUACAGAUUUUAUACGUGAGCUUUUUUACGAUUCACCUAUAGAUACUUUUGAUAGAAUAGUCAAUCUUUUUUCUUCAAUUCUUAUGCGAUCUCCUUUACCUAAAACCGAACAUCAUUUACAAAAACAGGCUAUUUUUUUUGAAUGGUUUAUAAAUGAUCCAUAUUCUAAUUUUUCUAUUUAA